Messenger RNA from Leishmania mexicana MHOM/GT/2001/U1103, 1020 nucleotides. RefSeq lists its product as hypothetical. NCBI's taxonomy places the organism in Eukaryota, Euglenozoa, Kinetoplastea, Trypanosomatida, Trypanosomatidae. The transcript has a single exon. Gene Ontology annotation, cellular component: centrosome. Bases 1 to 1020 code for a protein of 339 amino acids. The record is from RefSeq and is a predicted model, not a curated record.
AUGCCGCUCGUAAAGGCAGAGACUGAUGAGAGCUUCGUGGCUGAGGUGGCUGAGAACGUUGGCGGCGCUUGCGCUCGCAUGAAUGACCACAUUUCAAUUAUGAUAGAGGAGUACCUUCGGCGGCGAACGCAGCAGGUGCGCGAUGAUGCCAAGCAAGAGCUUGAUGCGGUGUGUAAACAGCUGGAGCGAAGGAUUGCGGACGCUGAGGCGGCGAAGGCAGCGGAAGAGGCGCGUCACCACAAGAAGAAGGCGCAAGUGAUGCAGGCCGCAGUGGAAUUGCAGCAGAUGCACGCAAACCUUCACCUCGAGCGCCUCUUUCACAUAUGGCGGCGCUGUGCUGAUGUUCGUCGGGAGCGUCGCCGACUCGCCGAGGAGGCUCACGUCUACAUUGGGCGGCUUAGCUUAUUUCACGCGUACAUGCAGUGGCGCCUGUUUGCGGCAGCUCUUCGCCAGAAGCGGCUUGAGGCAAAGGAGGCGCACAAGCGCGACUGCCGCGAGCAGGAGCUACUCGGGCAGAUUGAGGGGUACCAGAGGCAAUUGGAGGAGGAGAGAGCAAAGGAUGCCAGCUUGAAUGAAAAGCUCAAGGAGGCCUUUCUGCGGGGCAUGUGCGCCUUGAACCGAGAGGCCGUGCAUGUACUUCACGGCUCCGAAGAGAAUCAGGACGCGGAUGUGGAGGCGAUUGCAGAAAUCCUUAGCCGUGAGAGCCAUUCACGCCACCGCUCUGUGACGCCGGGCCACAUGGAUAGUUCCACUCCGAGCAACUUGCACGCCCACGGCGUCUGCCCGGUGCACCACAUUGAUGCGAAAGGGAACUUUUAUCAUCCCUGCUUUUCCCCGGGGCACUGCGAGUAUGAUCGUCACUCAGGUUCGCGUGCCCCAGUAUCUGCUGCGGUUCCACCGAGUGCAUCAGGCCCUUUUGUGGUGCGUGCAGAUCCAAAAAGCGCUCGCUCAAUCGACAGCAGCCCGCCAGUGCCGUUCCGCCACCUAUCGAAGUCAUCAAAGACACAGUGGAGAAUGUAA